Messenger RNA from Alternaria atra, 798 nucleotides. RefSeq lists its product as uncharacterized. The transcript has a single exon. Bases 1 to 798 code for a protein of 265 amino acids. Lineage: Eukaryota; Fungi; Ascomycota; Dothideomycetes; Pleosporales; Pleosporaceae. The record is from RefSeq and is a predicted model, not a curated record.
AUGCCACCACCACGCGACCCAUGCUGGAAAAGCAACCAGCUAGCAGCAUAUUACGACGCUAUCAUUCCUCCAUACAACGCUUUGGACUAUAUAAAGUUGGUGCGCAAGAGAGAGAUAGACCAUUUUAGGCGCAAGAUCGAUGCCGGGAGAGGCCACUUCGACGAUUUGAACCAGCGAGAGUACACGGAGCGUAUAGGCCUACCAGCUGCCUCGCCAUCCACCCCUGCCCGACUUUGCAACGACGCAAACCACGAAAGAAUAUUCGCGGACACGAACGCUAUGAUCGCAAAACUCGAAGAGAACAUGCGGUACUUGGAGGCAUCCCGAGACAUCAAAAACACGGCCUACGCCGACAGAUCCCAGGAAAUACGGUGUAUGGGGACGGACAAGGACGCCGGAAUCGAUAGACGCAAGAAGGUCACACGAUACAUGAAUGUUUACCCGAGAAGCGACAUUGCGACCUCCCAGCCGCCGUUCCACAGAGCCGAUGACGAUGACACGGAUAGCAACAGCGAAGGUUACGACGGCGGAAGCGAAAACUCCGAAGACCAACAAGUGAAGAUCACAGAACUUAUUGAAAUAUAUGGAAAGCUUGGCAAGUCGAAGAAAGCGCUCGAAGAGUGCAUCGAGCGUGGGCAGUCGCUCCGGAAGAGGGACAGGUUGUGGCAAAAGUAUGUUGAGAGUCUUGAGGAAGUAAUAGAGAAGCUCAAGGAACUGGCAUUUGAUUUCAGUGGGAAUGAUUACUUGGUCAACGCAGCAAUUGAGGAGGCGAUGGAGGGAUUCACAUCGCCAAGGUAG